Sander lucioperca (pikeperch) is the source of this 1086-nucleotide messenger RNA. Its product is annotated as coxsackievirus and adenovirus receptor homolog. The record is from RefSeq and is a predicted model, not a curated record. The transcript is spliced from 5 exons. The coding region runs from base 109 to 1071 and encodes 320 amino acids. Lineage: Eukaryota; Metazoa; Chordata; Actinopteri; Perciformes; Percidae.
AUCCAGCCACUCCCACAUUCACCAGUUCACAGAGCAAAGGUUCCCACUACAGUGUAGCGUCGUGUAGAAACAGAUCAAGUGAGGGAGAGGACAGGAAAGGAGAGAAAUAUGACAGGUUACACUCUCUCAGCUCUCAUGGCUCCAUUAAUACUCCUGUUGGUCCUUCUGUCUGAAGCAGCUUCUGACGUGAUUGUGGUAACAGUUGAUCCUGGAGAUGAUGUCAUUCUGCCAUGUCAGUCUGCUGAUCCCUCCAUCAGUGCUGUAGAGUGGACCAGACCUGACCUGGAGCCUGAUAUCAUCCUCUUAAACAUCGACGGACACUUGAAAUCAACCUACCAGCAUCCAUCCUUUAAGGACAGGGUGGAGCUGGUGGACAGAGAGCUGAAGGACGGAGACGUGUCUUUAACUCUGAAGAAUGUGAGCAGCAUCGACAACGGUACAUACGAGUGUCGAGUUAAACCAGAUGGUUCAAGACGUAGAAAGAGAGCCAUCAUCGACUCUGAGCCAAUCAGAACCAUCCGUCUGCAGGUUACAGAGCCAGACCUGAUUGAGCUAACAGUGUAUCCUGGAGAUGAUGUAAUCCUGCCAUGUCGGGCUGAUGAUUCCUCCAUCAGAGCUGCAGAGUGGACCAGACCUGACCUGGAGGAGCCAGAAUAUGUCCUCUUAUACAGAGAUGGACACCUGGAUCCAACCUACCAGCAUCCAUCCUUUAAGGACAGGGUGGAGCUGGUGGACAGAGAUCUGAAGGACGGAGACGUGUCUUUAAUUCUGAAGAAUGUGAGCAGCAUCGACAACGGAACAUACGAGUGUCGAGUUGCAUCAGGUGGUUCAAGACGUAAAAAGAGAGGCAUCAUCGACUCUGAGCCAAUCAGAAUCAUCCGUCUGCAGGUUACAGAGCCAGGUUCUGAGGAUGGAAACUCCUCUCCUGGAGGCAGAUACCAUGGACUGGCAGCAGGUGUUGCAGGUGGACUGCUUCUUCUAACUGUUGCAGUCCUGAUAUAUAAAAGACAUAAGGACAUGAGAUCCAGUGCUCGAAUUACAUGGGAGCCAGAGGGAGCCGAGCUCCCAUAGAGUGAGGACUGGCUC